Zingiber officinale is the source of this 2496-nucleotide messenger RNA. Its product is annotated as wall-associated receptor kinase 2-like. The coding region runs from base 61 to 2352 and encodes 763 amino acids. Gene Ontology annotation, molecular function: protein serine/threonine kinase activity; ATP binding; calcium ion binding. The transcript has 3 exons. NCBI's taxonomy places the organism in Eukaryota, Viridiplantae, Streptophyta, Magnoliopsida, Zingiberales, Zingiberaceae. The record is from RefSeq and is a predicted model, not a curated record. Gene Ontology annotation, cellular component: plasma membrane. Gene Ontology annotation, biological process: protein phosphorylation; cell surface receptor signaling pathway.
CAUUAGUUUAUCUAUCAGCUAAUUAGAAGCUAUGCAUUCAGCGACGACAGCAGCAGUCUCAUGUCUCUGCUCCUCUCCCAAAUGCUAGCGCUGCUGCUGCAGCUACCCGCAGUUGCAUCCACUGUGCCUGAUGGAAGAUGCCCAACGAAAUGCGGCGACGUGGAGAUCCCUUACCCAUUCGGCAUCGGCGCCUUCGGCUCUAACUGUUCCGGGGAAAGGGACCACUGUAUCUUCCACAAUACCGAAACUGGCAUCGGAGCAAACUGUUCCUUGGGAGGAGGUUUCAAUCUAACCUGCAACGCCAUCGAAAGUGGCCUCACGAAGCCUUUCUAUUACAAUCUCGAGGUCCUCAAUAUUUCGCUGGCGAUGGGCCAAGUGCGCAUGCUCAACUACAUAUCCUCAGCGUGCUACGAUCCGAAUUACAACAACGUCACUUACUCAGAAUGGCGGUUGGAUCUGGAAGGCACCCCGUAUAGGUUCUCUGAUCUCCACAACAAGUUCACCGCCAUCGGCUGCGAUACCCUCGCCUACAUCCUCGACUACCACGGGAGCAAUAUUAGCUACCAGAGUGGCUGUGUGUCCAUAUGCGAGGACGAAGGGAGCAUCGUCAAUGACUCCUGCUCCGGCAUGGGUUGCUGCCAGACUUCCAUACCCGAGAAUCUCCAAUACUACGAUGUCGUGUUUUCUAGGAGUUUCAACCGCUCGGAAAGAUGCAGCUACGCAGUCUUGUUGGAGGCCGAUCGGUUCCGGUUUCAGACAUCUUACAUCACCACGGACCAAUUGAUGCAUAUUAACGAAGACGGCAGGAUGCCGGUGGUCAUGGACUGGGCCAUCGGCAACGAGACGUGCGAGGAGGUCGCAAGUCACGACUCGAGCUCUUAUGCCUGCAUCAGCGAUAACAGCGUGUGCGUGGACUCCUCCAAUGGCCCUGGCUAUCUUUGCAGAUGUUCGCCGGGAUACCAAGGCAACCCUUACGUCUCCGACUCCGACGGAUGCCAAGACAUCAAUGAGUGCAAUCACCAAUCAAAUUCAUGCUCACAUGGCGCCAACUGCCAGAACCUGCCCGGUAAUUACAGUUGCGACUGCCCAGAAGGCACUCACGGUGACGCUUACAAUGGAACAUGCAACCCUGAUCAAAAAUUGCCCUUGGCAGUGAAGGUGGCUAUAGGUGGUUGCAGUGGUGUAAUCAUUUUGUUACUUUGCCUUAUGUGUCUCUAUAUAGUCUAUCAAAGGAGAAAACUAGAAGAGAUGAAAAGAAAAUAUUUCAAACAAUAUGGAGGUCAUGAAUUGGAGGAAAGGAUGAAGUUAGAAAAAAGCCUCAACAAAUUUAAAAUAUUUGGAAGCAAAGAAUUAGAGAAGGCAACCAAUCAUUUUGAUGACAAAAAUAUUGUUGGGAAAGGAGGAAAUGGAGUUGUGUAUAAAGGAGUUUUGGAAAACCAAGAUGUUGUUGCCAUAAAGAAACCUAAGUUUAUUAAUGAGGACUUGAAGAAACAAUUUGGAACAGAGGCACUUAUUUUAUCAAAUAUUAACCAUGUCAACAUAGUUAAACUCUUGGGUUGUUGUUUGGAGAUGGAGAUGCCCUUGUUGGUCUAUGAGUUUAUCCAAAAUGGAACAUUAUUUCAUUUACUUCAUGAAAAUGAGAACAGAACUACAACUUUCUUAGAUACUCGACUGCGGAUUGCUUAUGAAUCUGCUGAUGCUUUGGACUACUUGCACUCAAAAGCUUCACCUCAAAUCAUUCAUGGAGAUGUGAAAUCAUCUAACAUACUAUUAGAUGUGGAUAACACUGCAAAAAUUUCAGACUUUGGAGCUUCAAAGUUGGUUCCCAAGGGAAAGGAACAAUUUGCUACACUGUUGCAAUUCACUUACGGUUAUAUUGAUCCAGAGAGCCUAGUGACAUAUGAGUUGACCUAUAAAAGUGAUGUUUAUAGCUUUGGUGUGGUUCUCUUGGAGCUCUUUACCGGUAAGCAAGCUAUUAAUUUUGAAGAAUCUGAAGAACAAAGGAGUUUGGUGUCGACUUUUACUAUGUUGGAGAAUCAGAAUAGGGUUUCGGAGAUGUUAGACAAACAAGUGAAAUUGGAAGCUAAUAUAGAAUUUAUUCAAGAACUUACUAAACUUAUCAAACAAUGUUUAAAGUUGAAAGGAGAGGAUAGACCAACUAUGAAGGAAGUGGCCGAGGAGCUAAGUGAAUUAAGAGCUCUUAAUCAACACCCGUUCGUAGUACAACACAAUGUUGAAGAAAUGGAGAGCUUGCUCAGUGGGUUGCCAAAUGAUAAUCGUGCUAAUUUCAAUACAACAUUCAAUAUAGAGAGCAGACUCACAGGAUGGAGCAAUAUCCAAGAUUGGUUGUAACAUCAAGAAAGAGACAUGAGCUCAAGUUAUGUUGCUACUUGUGUGUUUGUUUGCCUACUUAUGUAAUCCUCUUAUAUGUUUUCUAGGUUCUAAUCCUUUGCAUUUGUAUGUUUAUUGUCUAGUUUUCUUAAUAAAUUAGUUUCA